CUCCUACUCCGUCCCGUCUCAUGACUCCAUCCUCGUCCGAUCUUUGAAUCUGCAAAGAACGACGAACACGAUGGUCUUGAAGCGCAAUGUCCGAGGCGGCGUGCCGUCACCCUAUCCGCGAUUCCUUUUCCAUGGCCUGAGAUCUGCGCAAUUGAUCGCUGCUGUCAUUGUGAGCGGAAUAAUUGCUUAUUUUAUCUACUACCUUCGAAUGGAGAAUAUCCCUAUUCCAUGGACCUUCAUUGUGCUUUUCGCCGUAUCACUCGCAACGAUCAUUGCACUUACCGUCACAAUCUGCCUAUACAACUUCACAUACCUUGCUCCAUCAUUCAAUAUUGUGCUAAAUGGCAGCACGUCGAUUCUGUGGGCAAUGGGGUUUGGGAUGCUGACUUGGUCUGUCAGGAACUCGCAUGUGUUGGCGAGACAAUGUACAGGAAAGGAGUUUGGCGGAGAGGCAGAAGCCAGUGUAUGCAGGGAUUAUAAAGCUUUGUGGGCUAUGGCACUAUGCGGAACUGUUUCGACUUUCGCUGCAUUAGCUCUCGAUAUCCAUACACAGCAGAAGACAACAAAACGCGGAGUGUACGCUAUGCCAGAAGAUGACAAGCAGGCGCAGAAGUUGGCGACCGAAUUGAAAUCUAUACCGUCGAUGCGGGUGCGGACUCAAGGAUACGAUAUCCCUAGAGAACAGGGCCCUGUGGUUACGGGAAGUGGGCCGACGUGGCAGUUACCUGAAGAGGACAUCGCAUAUCACAAUCGUUAUGGGGCAGAGGAAGAGACGCAUGGACCGGUGUAUACCGAUGAACCCAACAAUCGGUUGCUUCAACACUAGUGCAUACGAAGAUUGUACUCCGGGUCUAGGAGGGAGGAGUUGUAUAAGAGAGAAGGAUCUAUAAGAUAAUAGUUGGAUGUUCUCAUUGGGAUUUGGAGUUAGGGUAAUGACGGCCACAGGUGUGACGAUGGGCUGGGUCCAGAUAUUAGAGCAGAAUUGAAUCUUUUACUAGUAGUCUACACGCGUUGCAAUUGCUUUUAGUUUAAAAGUAAUGGCUAGGCAUAAUUCCUAGACAAGUUAUAAAGCCCUAGACUUACUAAGUAAAACAAACG
Molecule: messenger RNA, 1098 nt
Organism: Hyaloscypha bicolor E
Lineage: Eukaryota; Fungi; Ascomycota; Leotiomycetes; Helotiales; Hyaloscyphaceae
Exons: 4
Coding region: 71-826 (251 amino acids)
Source: RefSeq, a predicted model, not a curated record